AAGAGGGUGCGUCAGGUUUUAUUUAAAAAGGUUUGUGUCGAUGCUCUCUUCACAAAUCUUUCUCUUCCCUCCUCUUGACCUACACAAGUGUUCAUACAAUUUUGCCAACAUGCCAGGACUCACAAAUGCAAUGGCGCUCCUCAGGGCUACCUUUGAUAAGUACGCUGGAAAAGAAGGAGACAAAGAGACUUUGACCAAGACAGAACUCUCUGAUCUGCUCAAGAGUGAGGGUCUUGGAGGAGGAGCUGCAAAAAAAGAGGAAGUGGACAAAUUCUUCAAUGCGCUGGAUAACGACAAGGAUGGUGUCGUUGAUUUCCAGGAGUAUGUCACUUUUGUGGCAGCCCUCACCGUGAUCUGCAAUCAGAAAUAAUUACUUUGGCCACAUUGCCUCAGAUCUUUAUUGUCUUAUUUAAUUUGUACUAAAUAAAAAAAACUGAGUGCUCCAACUCGCACCAGCAUUACAUCUAUGAAAUAUGCAUAUCAUUAUGUUCUGAGGAGGAAAACCUGAUUUUUAUGUUGGCUUGUGGGAAUGUAUGUUUCACUGAUUUUGAAUGUCAGAGGUGACUAAUAAAGAAAAAAAUGUUGUCACAUUUUA
Molecule: messenger RNA, 595 nt
Organism: Micropterus dolomieu (smallmouth bass)
Lineage: Eukaryota; Metazoa; Chordata; Actinopteri; Centrarchiformes; Centrarchidae
Product: ictacalcin-like
Exons: 3
Coding region: 41-370 (109 amino acids)
Molecular function (GO): calcium ion binding; transition metal ion binding
Source: RefSeq, a predicted model, not a curated record